Molecule: messenger RNA, 1772 nt
Organism: Nelumbo nucifera (sacred lotus)
Lineage: Eukaryota; Viridiplantae; Streptophyta; Magnoliopsida; Proteales; Nelumbonaceae
Gene: FK
Product: Ergosterol biosynthesis ERG4/ERG24 family
Biological process (GO): sterol biosynthetic process
Cellular component (GO): endoplasmic reticulum membrane
Molecular function (GO): Delta14-sterol reductase activity
Source: RefSeq, a predicted model, not a curated record
GAGCCAAACUCAAAUUUCUAAUUCAAAUCGAUAUCGAACAUAGUUUAUGAGCGAGCCCUGCAACGCAGGGCCCCCUCCGCUAGUAAUAUUAUUAAAUUGGAUAUUUGGAUUGUGGUGAAUUUAUAUAAACGGAUCGAAAUCCGAUCCCCUUAAUCGAAUCAGAUUCGAUUUUUGGAGUUCAGACAAAUUGGGUACCGUUCGCAGCACUGAUUCAGCCCAAGCCGGGGCCGUGGUGGUCCUGGUGGACCCGGGCUCGGGCUGAACUCUGCUCUCAAUUUCUUAUAGCAUUAUCAAAUCGAAUAAGCAAAAGAUCCAACAUAACAUGUGAUCCGAUUCAGAGGAACACUUUAAGCAGUAAUUAGAAAGCUGGAGACAGCGUGGGUUUAGCAGAGGGAGAAGGAGAAAUGGAUUUGGAGUCUCUUCUCCACCCAUUAAUCCCUACAUGGAGCUCUGUUGUUCUACUUCUCUCAUUCUUCGUUUACUUGGGUUUUGCUGGAUCUCUUAUACCUGGGAAGAUCGUUCCCGGCGCCAUCCUAUCAGAUGGCACUAGACUUCAUUAUCGAUGCAAUGGCUUGGCUUUACUUAUUCUUUUGGUUGCAACCUUAGAAGUCGGGGUGCGAAUGAAAUUGGUGUCGCCGACGGUGAUUGCAGACAGAGGACUUGAGUUACUUUCCGCUACUCUUGGAUUCAGCUUCCUUGUGACUUUGGCACUUUAUGUUGCUGGUCGCAAUUCUCAUGAUCAAGGUUCCUCUUUAAAGCCACAUAUCACUGGAAAUAUAAUUCACGAUUGGUGGUUUGGAAUACAGCUGAAUCCUCAGUUUAUGGGAAUUGAUCUCAAAUUUUUCUUUGUUAGAGCUGGAAUGAUGGGAUGGCUGCUAAUCAAUCUUUCAGUUCUAGCUAAAAGCAUUCAAAGUGGCAGUUUGAGCACAUCUAUGAUCCUUUAUCAGCUAUUCUGUAUGUUGUACAUUCUGGAUUACUUUUUUUAUGAGGAGUACAUGACCUCAACAUGGGACAUCAUUGCAGAGAGGUUGGGAUUCAUGUUGGUUUUUGGAGAUUUAGUAUGGAUCCCCUUCACUUUCAGUAUCCAGGGUUGGUGGCUAUUGAGCAACAAAGUGGAGCUGACAAAAGCUGCUGUUGUUGCAAAUUGCUUGGUAUUUCUGAUUGGGUAUCGGGUCUUUAGAGGAGCUAACAAGCAAAAGCAUAUUUUUAAAAAGAAUCCUAAGGCACCUAUAUGGGGUACACCACCAAAAGUUAUUGGGGGAAAGCUGCUUGCCUCUGGUUACUGGGGAAUAGCCAGACACUGUAAUUACUUGGGGGACUUGCUAUUGGCACUAUCCUUUAGUUUACCUUGUGGAGCCAGCUCUCCAAUUCCAUAUUUUUACCCUAUAUACCUUCUUAUUCUGCUGAUAUGGAGAGAGAGAAGAGAUGAAGCCCGAUGUGCCCAGAAGUACAAAGACGUUUGGGCAGAAUACUGCAAACUUGUUCCGUGGAGGAUACUACCAUAUGUUUACUAAAAACAGUCAAAAUAUCUAAAUUUGUAAGCAAUAAUCCAUAUCCGCCUAGUGACAAGGAACUUUUUUGGCAUUGACCGAUCUUUUCUGCAAGCGAGGAUUGUAAUUUUAGGAAGAACGCUGUAGUUCUUGUUUGUACAUUAAAUGUAUCCUAGGACCUUUUGCUUUCAUUUUUAUGUUAGUGUCAUACUUUCUUCCUAAGUUGCACUAGAUGAAAAUGCCCAGGGAUUUUUACCUUUAUAGCUGAGUUGUUAUUUGUUA